Molecule: messenger RNA, 735 nt
Organism: Helianthus annuus (common sunflower)
Lineage: Eukaryota; Viridiplantae; Streptophyta; Magnoliopsida; Asterales; Asteraceae
Product: vesicle-associated protein 4-2
Exons: 5
Coding region: 31-459 (142 amino acids)
Biological process (GO): endoplasmic reticulum membrane organization
Cellular component (GO): endoplasmic reticulum membrane; plasma membrane
Source: RefSeq, a predicted model, not a curated record
UGUUGUGUUGCGUUAGUUUCAAACAACUGCAUGCGUCCUCCGGGUGCUAUUCUAACUCCUGGCGAGAGUAUUAUUGCAACGGUUUUCAAGUUUGUGGAACCUUCAGAAAACAAUGAAAUACCGAUAGACCGAAAGAGAAAAGUGAAAUUUAAAAUCAUGAGUCUAAAAGUGAAAGGAAUGAUGGACUAUGUACCCGAGCUAUUUGAUGAGCAAAAAGAUCUAGUAACUGUGGAGCAGAUACUGCAAGUUGUUUUCCUAGACGUGGCACGACCAAGCCCAGCACUAGAGAAAUUGAAACGCCAGAUAGCCGAGGCUGAGGCCGUUGUUGAAACCCGCAAGAAACCUCCGGAAGACACCGAGCCAAAGAUUGUUGGUGAUGGACUUGUCAUAGAUGAAUGGAAAGAACGCCGGGAGAGAUACCUCGCUCGACAACAAGUUGAAGGAGACGACUCGGUAUAAUAAUGAAAUAUUUCUUUUUAUGUUGUUUCUCAUUGUUAAAAGCUUUCCAUUGUUGAAUCUGUAAGUUGAGAGGUAGAUUACUACACGUAUAUAACUACGCCGGUUGGUGGUUACACGUAGGAGGUACAAGUCAGAACAACGUAAAGUACUGUUUGGACUUGCACACGACGGUUCCAUCAACAGGUAGAACCAUAAUUCUCUUGUGUGAUUGGCAAUCUGUAUGUUUUGUAUGUUAUAAGAGUUAUCUUAGCAUAUGGUUCAUUGCGCCGUAUGAAA